AUAACAACUUUUGUAGACAAUGUCACUUUAGAUUCAGUUUUGUCUGAGCUUUAGAUAGGAACACAAUGGCGGCUAAGAACUGGGAGACCAACGAGGAGAUUGAAUAUUUCCGCGAAUACCUGCGCAUCCCAACCGUGCAUCCGAAUCCUGAUUAUGAACCUUGCGUAGAAUUCCUAAAGCGCCAGGCUGAGGAUUUGGAUCUACCCGUUAAGGUUUACUAUCCCCUCGAUAAGAAAAAUCCCGUAGUCGUUUUGAGCUGGGAGGGCACUGAAAGGGAAUGGCCGAGUAUCUUGCUAAACUCCCACAUGGAUGUAGUUCCCGUGUUCCCCGAAAACUGGACUCAUCCACCGUUUGGGGCAGACAUCGAUGAGGAGGGCCGCAUUUUUGCCAGAGGAUCACAGGACAUGAAGUGUGUGGGUGUGCAGUAUUUGGCGGCCAUCAGAUCGUUGAAAGCCAAAGGAUUGAGAUUCAAGCGUACCAUUCACAUAUCAUUCGUUCCCGAUGAAGAGUUAGGUGGGCGAAAGGGAAUGAUGCCUUUUGUCAGUUCGGAGGAGUUUAAGGCCCUGAACAUUGGCUUUUCCCUGGACGAGGGAAUCGCUUCUCCGACUUCCGAGUUUCCCGUUUUCUACGCCGAGCGAACUUUGAAAGGUGUUAUUUUCAGGAUCAGUGGAUCGGCGGGACAUGGCUUACUUCUAAUGCCGAAUACAGCGGGCGAGAAGCUGAGUUAUAUAACUAGCAAGAUGAUGGAGCUCCGUGCGAGUCAGCAAAAGCGCUUGAAGGAUAAUCCAGAGUUGCAGAUUGGCGAUGUGACCACCAUUAACCUGACCAUCGUCAAUGGCGGAGUCCAAAGCAAUGUGGUGCCACCCUUGCUGACGGUCGUUUUUGAAGUUCGACUGUCUUUGGAUCAUAAAGUCUCCGACUUUAAAGUUUAUUUGGAGAACUUGUGUGAAGAGGCUGGUGGCGACAUCGAGUUCGAGUUCACUUCAAACCGAAGAAGCGAACACACUGCGCCCACUGUCACUGAUGAGUCGAAUCCCUUUUGGGUGGCCUUUAAAAGUGCCACUGAUGAGCUAGGCCUGAAGACCAAGCUGCAGGUCUUUCCCGGUGGCACCGAUAGUCGCUACAUUCGGGAGAUAGGCAUUCCGGCAUUGGGAUUUUCUCCUAUCAAUAACACUCCGGUUCUUCUGCACGACCACGAUGAGUUUCUACACGCAGAAAGGUACCUAAAAGGUGUUGAGAUAUACAAGAAAAUUAUUGAAAACUUGGCCAACGUUGAAAACUAAUUUCUUCUAAAUUAGCCCUGUUU
Molecule: messenger RNA, 1306 nt
Organism: Drosophila yakuba
Lineage: Eukaryota; Metazoa; Arthropoda; Insecta; Diptera; Drosophilidae
Product: aminoacylase-1
Exons: 6
Coding region: 66-1283 (405 amino acids)
Biological process (GO): amino acid metabolic process
Cellular component (GO): cytoplasm
Molecular function (GO): aminoacylase activity
Source: RefSeq, a predicted model, not a curated record